GUUGGCGUCGUUAUCGCGGCUUUUGGGAGUGGAGGGCGGGGGUAGGUGCAGCUACUCCCCGCUUACUCUGGCCCGGGCGAUAGGAUGGCGCCCUGCGGAGUGAGUGAGGCUAGGUACGGAUCCUCUUCGGAGGUGUUCAGCGGGUCGUCGGGACGGCUUUCCCGUGCGAUUCGGGGCUCGUCAGGGUCCCUUGUCUUCGGCCCCACACGCCGCCUCGAGAAAACAUACUCCUAUUUUGAAACGGGGUAAUGGAGGUUGGAUUGGCAACGGGGGAAAGGUCCCUCGUCUUGCGCCGAAGGCUGCUUAAGAACUGGUCGGGCAGCCAAGCGGUCUGCGACAAUACUUUUUACGGACCUGCUCUUGCAAUUGUAGGCUGCGUACUUACCCAAGCAACGGGGGAGGGCGCGUCAGUGACCGGCAUAGCGUUCCCCCGCCCUUUGCCAGCUGCUUAGUCUGCCGCGCGUUAAGCUUUGAGGCAGUAUCUUUUGUUGUGUUGAGUGACUCCGCAUUACUUACUGCGGAUUAGCUAACCCUGGUUCUCGAUCGAGCCCCCCUCCCCCCGCUUGCAUCGCAUGCAAAACCGGCAGACCCAAGUUCCCCUCUGCUCAUGUGUACGAAACCCUGCCUGCAGAACCGAGGCACCAUCCUCCGUGCCCCCCUCCAUCACCAUGCCUCUCACCGUGCCAAACUUCCCCAGCCGGACUUACGAUUAUGACUAUGACUCGAUCCAACCUUAUUUCUACUACGAGGAGGAGGAGGAGAACUUCUACCUGUCCGUGCAGCACCGUGGCUGCGAAUCGCAGCCUCCCGCGCCCUCCGAAGACAUCUGGAAGAAAUUCGAGCUGCUGCCCACGCCGCCGCUGUCCCCCAGCCGCCGCUCGAGCACCUUCCCUUCCAGCGCUGACCAGCUGGAGAUGGUGACCGAGCUGCUGGGCAGCGACGUCGUCAACCAGAGCUUCAUCUGCGACCCAGAGGACGACGCCUUCGUCAAGUCGAUCAUCAUCCAGGACUGCAUGUGGAGCGGAGGCUCUGCCGCCGCCAAGCUGCAGAAAGUGGUCUCGGAGAAGCUGGCCUCCUACCAGGCGGCCCGGCGCGAUGACACCUUCGCAGCGUCCUCCACCCGCUGUGGGAGCAGCGGCAGCAGCCUCCAGACGCCGCCACCGCCGCCUCAGACGCCGGCCGCCGCCUCUCCCUCCUGCGCCAGCAGCACCUACCUGCAGGACCUGGGCGCCGCUGCCGCCGACUGCAUCGACCCGUCUGUCGUCUUCCCUUACUCACUGGGGGAGAAGUCCCCCAAAGCCGCCGAGGUCACUCCCACUGACCCCAGCCCGGCUUCCUUGCUUGUGCAAGACACCCCACCCGCCACCAGCAGCAGCAGCAGCAGCGACUCAGAAGAGGAAGAGGAGCAGGAGGAGGAAGAGGAGGAGAUUGAUGUUGUCACAGUAGAGAAAAGGCAACCUGCAGCAAAGAAACCCGAGUCGGAGAGCCAUCCGCCAAGGGGGCACAGCAAGCCCCCCCACAGUCCUCUGGUUCUCAAGCGGUGCCACGUCCCUACCCAUCAGCACAACUACGCUGCCCAUCCCUCAACCAAGGUCGAGUACAGCUUGGCCAAAAGACCAAAGCUGGACAGUGGCCGGGUCCUCAAACAGAUCAGUAACAACAAUCGCAAAUGCUCGAGUCCGCGCACGUCGGACUCGGAAGAGAAUGACAAGAGGCGGACACACAACGUCUUAGAACGGCAGAGGCGGAAUGAGCUAAAGCUGAGCUUUUUUGCGCUGCGGGACCAGAUCCCAGAGGUAGCCAACAACGAGAAAGCCCCCAAAGUCGUCAUCCUUAAGAAGGCCACGGAAUACGUUCUGUCGAUUCAGUCCGACGAACACAGACUGUUAGCGGAGAAGGAACAGCUCAGGCGGCGACAGGAACAGCUCAAAAGCAAGCUUCAGCAGCUAAGGAACUGUUGCGUUGCUUAGACAUUUUAAAAGGUUGUCAAAACGUUUGCCAGGGGGGGAUGUAUACAGAGACUGGGAUAAACACCAGACAAAGACUGCAUCAGUUUCAGUGCUUUGGGGGAGAGAAUGCACUGGGGACUGAAGUAGAACAUUUGCAAUGCAUGUUUGACAGCUACUCAACUCUGGUCUUACCAGGUGUAGGGAUGGCCAGAACCUCAAAAAUGCCUCAACACUUGUAAAACUUGGUGGGCCGAGAUCUCUUCAUGCUUGGGGAUGAAACCUUUACAUUUUUUUUUGUAUUUAAAGCAUUUUUCCCUCUUGUGAUACAAAAAGGUAGCCAUCAGAUCUGCUGUAAAUAUAUUUACACAGUCUAAUGAUAUGUAAAUAUCUUUAAUAAAAAAUCUUUAUAGAAAAUUUAAAAAAGUGCAACAAAUAAUGCUCAGUGGUUGUGACGACAGAAAUUUAUACUUGUCUUGAAACUUUUUUGUUCCCUAACAUUUCACAAACCUUUGGUCGUUUUUAUUUAAAUGUCCUUUUUGUCAUUUUUUUAAGAGAAUUGAUUUUAUUUUGCAUUUCUAGAUAAAUAAUAAAAUAUUUGCCCUAAAUUGUAA
Messenger RNA from Varanus komodoensis (Komodo dragon), 2560 nucleotides. It is a transcript of the gene MYC, whose product is annotated as MYC proto-oncogene, bHLH transcription factor. The record is from RefSeq and is a predicted model, not a curated record. Lineage: Eukaryota; Metazoa; Chordata; Lepidosauria; Squamata; Varanidae. The transcript is spliced from 3 exons. Gene Ontology annotation, molecular function: RNA polymerase II cis-regulatory region sequence-specific DNA binding; DNA-binding transcription factor activity, RNA polymerase II-specific; protein dimerization activity. Gene Ontology annotation, biological process: regulation of transcription by RNA polymerase II; positive regulation of cell population proliferation. The coding region runs from base 573 to 1970 and encodes 465 amino acids.